AACCUGGGACGAGCUCUUAGGUGCGCGAAUUUCCUAACGACCGCGUUGGCCCGAAUUUCCGCGUUUCACGUUUUUCGAAAAACCGUGUCGUCGAUGAAAAGUUUCCCGCUGAAUUUAUUUUCCUGGAAAGUCGGGAUUCGCUCUCCGCGUUAUUUCACUCGACGAAACCGGUUUGAUCGGUGAUUAUAAAAUAACAAGAUGUUAUUAUUCGCGUUACAAAAAACCCCCAACUUUAAAAGUCCAUCGUUCGAGAACCGGUUGAGCAAGAGACGUUUCGCGAUCGACGUUGCACAAUAAUCAAAGGCAGCGCGUUCUACCUACUCUUAAUUCGCCAUUGUUCCGUUCGUCGCGUCAGUACGUUAUUGUUUCACGUACGCGUUUCACAAUCGAACAAGAAAUCAUCGCCGGGCGUUCGUCAGGUGUAUAAUUUCGAAUUCCAUAUCGUUCUUUCAAAUCAGAUUAACAGGUGGCUGCGUGAUUGCGUAAUUAAUCAGAAAUUGGAUUAACCUCGUUCGCGUCCAAACAAAGAAACGCGAUGCUCGGGGACAGUUUUCGCUUACUAAUCGUCGAGGUAUGACCCGCAGCUGUUUGUUUCUCUCAUCGUUGCAGUGCGUAGACGUAUCGCGGGAACAAAGUGCACCGAAUCUGAUACGAUUUAUUUUGUUCGAACGCGUAAUUCUCGAGCGCGCCUUUCCAUUCUCGUUUUCUCGCGUUUCGAUAUUGCGUUUCGAAGCUCGUUAAGUUUAAAUAAAAUUCGAAGACUCCUGGUGUCCCGGAAUAUUCUUCUUUGGGUUGCGAAGCCAGUAUAUACGAGGAGGGCAGGGACGUCGUUCGUAUCGAAAAAAUCGAUUCGCGAUACGCGACACGAACCGAUCGAGGAAUGAGCAUGCCACGGAUGCUGCACCAGGAGCCCGGAUGGAAGAUCGAGCGCAAAGGUUCGGCCCUUCUGUUGAGACGGGACAGUUCCCAUCCGAAGACGAGUCGCGUUUACUUCCGUUGCGACGUGGAGGUGCGCGAAUUCGAGCGCGACGAGGAUUACGCGCUCGAGGCGGAACCGGAGGCAGCUGCCAGUCCCCUGGCGAUGUGCGCCAGUUGCUUGGCGGCCCUCUGCGUGACGGUGAUUCUACCCUGGCUGCUGAUAGGCGGUUAAAGGCCCCGGGGAGCCGCGAUCUUUGGGGGGGAUGUCAACCGGUUGUGCACCUGUGACACCUGGACUCGAUCGAACGUCGGGACAGUUUCGACGCGCGAUACACCAGAGACUAUGGACCUCGAAUACCUAUGGAGGCUCGAAUUCGCACGGAGAUCGAACCAGGACGCCGAUCGAGGAACCGCGGAUCGAGGAUUCGGGCGGAGAUUGGAUACAGUUCCUAAUCAGUGAUACGGGGCGAGAUUUUCGGCGCGCACCUCCGCAUUGUUUAUGAAAAUGAUCCAAAAGUUUUUGGGGAAUUGAUAAACGACGCGAGGUAAGGGCUCUUGGAGGCGUUCCAAGGUUUUCAGGAGAAAGAAUUCCCCGGGGGAUGCCACGAAAGGGUGUACGUCGGGGUCUAGCGACAGUGUACACACAGGUCGUUGGCUCGAUCUAUGGUGGCGUGUAUGACUUGGCAGUUAUGUAUUAGGAAUGAGCUAGUGUCUGCCAGGCAAGAUGGCGCGGCUACCAAUUUGCUAACGUUGACUACGGGGCUCCGUGACGCAUUCUCUGUGAUUUUUCUUCUGUGAACCUUGCAAUAUACGCACUGCCUUGUUGCAUCGAAUCUGAGGGAGAAAUAUAAACGGUUAUGGGGGUGGUCGCAAGAAUCUGUAACGCUAAGGUUGAUGCAAGAGGCGAGGCAGUGGUUAUUUGCUGCGUUAACGAUCUCAUCGAUUUCUAUAAUCUUAAGUGAAUUAUUGGGGCUGCAAGUUUAAACUAAUAUUGUAUCAUAUAUGUUAAUGUAAUUAUUUAAAAAUUUAUGUAAUCCUCCAUUAGUUCAUUACUUUAAAGGAAAAUUGAUUUCGAUUCACCAGUUUAGUAAAACUCAUUAAGUAAAAUAAUUCGGUUGAGAUUGAGAGUCCAGUUAAGGGUUAAGGGGAAUAGAUUCAUCUAAUACUAUUUAAUAUUUAUUAUAGCUAAUAUAUUUUUUCAUUUGUUUCAAAGAUUUUCGUAGAAUUUAAAUUGUAUAUAUGGGGAGAAAGAAAAAUUAGUUUUGAGUUUAGAACAUGGGUUAACAGGAAUCAUCCCUUAAUUAUAGGUUGGGGGUACUCGAUGACCUUUUCCCCUCAGAACACUUCAAUCGACGAGGUUGUUGACAUGGUAAAUAAUUACCGACUAAAACUGUGAAAUGUUGAAUAGUUUAUGUAUUAUAUCGAUGAGAAGGGUGAGGAACGUUGCAAUAAUCGUUCGAAUAGAACGUCAGCUUUAUGUAACCAAAAAGAAAAAUUUUAUUUGGUGAAGAUCGUGGGAGAAUAGGUUCGAAAAAUAAAUUUAUUAUACUCUUUUCCGAGUGAAAAGGAGUGUCGCAAGUCCCCCUCUUUGGCUGUUUAUGAAAAACAUCCAAAAAGUUUAAAAAAAUACCCGGCAUGAGGUUAUGUGUUAUGAAGUAUAUACAUUUGUACGUGCAAAUUAUGUUGAAUAAUUUAUACAAAACGAAUGUUGGAAUGACUGUUUAAACGGAAUGUUAGUUUUGUGUAAAUAAAGAGAAAAAUUUUAUUUUACGAAAACUGUAGAUAUUACACUUAAAAAAUAUAUUUAUUUGAUCUGUUUUGUGGACCGGGUUCAUCUUGUAAUAGUAAUUCGCGUCGUUUAAAGGGCGUUAUGGCUCGUUCCAUACUACCCCUUCUGCUUCACGAUAAUACCUCUAGCGAUGGCGCGGUUGAAACGCUUGAUAACGUUAGUAUACACAAUCGUGUGACACAGAUGCUCAGAAUAAUUAUACAGAGAAACGUAAAACAAUUCAAGUCUUUUUGGAAGACUUCUGCUUUCAAAAUCGUGCAAAAUAUUAUCAAACUUUUGAUUGUAUCCAUCCUGGUGCAAGUAAUUGUUAAUAAUAACUGUUAUUUACAGAUGCUUGGUGGUCAUAGUGUUGUGUUAAAGCCACAAUGGUGGAAGGACGAAAUCAAUCUUCGAAAAUAGACACACUAUUGCGUGACUAGAAUGGCCAGUUAUAUUGGGUUAAUGACAAAUGCACUAUACACGUUUAGUCCAUUAGAAUAUGUAAAACGUACUCGAAUAUGCGUACAAUACAUUGAAAUAUGCAGGAUAUGCAGGACAAGCAACAUUCUGCGUGAUCUAAUAAUUUGCAUAUUCUGGGGUACUCGCUGUGUUCUACGUACACCCACGUCACACUGUUGUAGCAAUGCCAUUUAGCGUUUCAGUCAUGCGACAACUAGAAACGCACACGUGAGAUAGAAGGGGUAGCAUGAACAGUGCCAUUCGACCCUCUAUUUUAUCUCUCGGGCGAAGAAGUCGAUGUUUUCGAAAGAUUGCAAAUUAAGAUCGAAAGAACUGUCGAAAUUAGUUAAAAAAUAAUUAGUCAGGGAGACCUGGCUGAGAAUCGUGUUUAAAUUCCAGGUGCAAAAGGGUUAAGAGUAAAAUUCGCGCGCCAUAUUUUCGAGGAUACGUUACGAUAGAAAGAAAAUUGAUUUUCGCAAAGUUUGGUGAGACGAUCCGCCCUUAAAACGGGUAGUUUCCUAGGAACGAAUUCUUUCGAAGUUGUAGACUCGGACGCGAUUGGAAAAAGGCAGUCCGGGGUGAACGAUCGUUUCUGUAUCGAAAGAAUUACGGGACCGUUUUUAUAUUUAUUCGCUGACCCGCGUCGUUUCCCAUUUGGAAUCCGUUCGACGCCGAAGAUAGAUGUUUCGAGACAAAAACAAGCCCCCCCCCCCACGGAGGGGACUGGAUGGUGGUCCAAGUAGAUCUCGUUGAAAGUCGAGGGAGAAAAUGCGCGCUGUGUGGACUUUCUGCAUAGAUACGCGAAACGAGAGGAACAUCAAAGGAGGACCGUUCGUGUAUAUACGUUGGAGCGUGCAUAAACCUCCUUAUCCGUUUGAUGGUAUCGACGAAUCCUACGACCCCUGGAAACGGAGGAGACCCUGUGCCAAACGAGAGAGUAAUACUCGAGAUACUCGCGAAAACCUUUCAAAACCUGCAGUCUGCUUACGUUGCACGCGUCGUUCCUUUGUGAAUAUUUGCCAGCCUGCCUCGUCCUGGAUGCUCGUGCAUGCGUGCCCCGCGGAGUGUCCCGAAAAUACGCGGGCACAAUGCCGAAAGAAUUCCGCUCGAAAAUAUCUGGUGGAAAAAGUGGAAUGGAAUUCUUUUUCUUUUUUUUUCUCCACCCUCGCGAUGCUUCGUUUACGAGGAAAUCGAUUCCGGGAGAUGAGCGACUGGGCACACGCAUGCUCCAUUCGAAUUUGACGGAUCUCCGUACGGAUGUUUGUGCAAACUACGCGCGAACGAUAAUUUAUGAUCGGAACGACUAUUCUUUCGUAAUGAAAUUCGCGCGGUUCAUCGACGCGACCGCGGAUCGCUAGAAUUAGCGUUUGAAAUGUUUGACAACGAAUCCUUUUGUUUUACGCGGAUCGGGAUUAUUAUUCGCAGGAAGCCAUUUUCUGUUCGUUACUGGUAAAUGAAAAUUGAAGGAGUAAUCGCUAUAGGGAUAUUUUGUAGUAUGGACAAUAGUAAUGAACGUGUUAACGCUAAACCUUCCACGACGCUUCUAAAAUUUUGUUUAGAAUUUCCAACAUAUAAUGGUAUU
This is a messenger RNA of Colletes gigas, 4727 nucleotides long. RefSeq lists its product as uncharacterized. The coding region runs from base 881 to 1150 and encodes 89 amino acids. The record is from RefSeq and is a predicted model, not a curated record. The transcript is spliced from 2 exons. Lineage: Eukaryota; Metazoa; Arthropoda; Insecta; Hymenoptera; Colletidae.